CGCUCGCCGCCCAAUCUCUCUCCGGCUUGGCCACUGAUGCACCAGCUCCUCGGCCGCUGCAGCUUUAAGGCACCUCCCUCCUGCUUCCCUUUGUCCCUCCUCUUUCUCUCUGGGAUCCGACCUCCAUCUCUCAUCUCCCUCGCUCUCUGCAGCCGGGCUCCGUGAGAUUUCCCUCCUCGGCAGCAUCCCUGCACCAGCCACCAUGGCCGACAUGAAAACAAGCGGCGUCUUCGCGAAAAAUGUCCAGAAGAGGCUCAGCAGAGCGCAGGAAAAGGUGCUUCAGAAGCUGGGGAAAGCUGAUGAAACAAAAGAUGAACAGUUUGAAGAGUAUGUUCUGAACUUCAAAAGGCAAGAGGCAGAAGGUACCAGACUCCAGAAAGAGCUCCGGGGAUAUUUAGCUGCAAUUAAAGGCAUGCAAGAAGCUUCAAAGAAACUUACAGAGUCUCUACAUGAAGUAUACGAGCCUGACUGGUAUGGCCGGGAAGAUGUAAAAGUGGUUGGAGAGAAAUGUGAUGUACUUUGGGAAGAUUUCCACCAAAAGCUCGUCGACGGGUCGUUGUUGACCUUGGACACAUAUCUGGGACAGUUUCCUGAUAUAAAGAAUCGUAUUGCAAAGCGGAGCAGAAAGCUAGUGGACUAUGACAGUGCAAGACAUCAUUUGGAAGCCUUGCAGAGUUCAAAGAGAAAAGACGAAGGCAGGAUUUCCAAGCUACAAACUCCACAGAACAAAAGGGCAGAGGAAGAGUUUCAGAAAGCACAGAAAGUGUUUGAAGAUUUCAACAUUGAUUUGCAAGAAGAGCUGCCAUCUUUAUGGUCAAGACGAGUUGGCUUUUAUGUGAACACAUUCAAAAAUAUCUCCAGCCUUGAAGCCAAGUUUCACAAAGAAAUAGCUUUGCUAUGCCACAAACUCUAUGAGGUGAUGUCAAAGUUGGGAGAGCAACAUGCAGACAAGGCCUUCACCAUUCUCGGAGCACCCAGCGAUUCAGGUCCUCUCCGCAUUGCAAAAACUCCAUCACCGCCUGAAGAGGAGUCCCCUCUGCAUAGCCCUGAAGCAAGUCCCAAUCAUACAUUGGCUGCUCCUCCUUCUCCAGCACCAGCACGGCCUAAAUCUCCCUCACAGCUGAGGAAAGGACCCCCAGUUCCACCGCUACCUAAACUCACACCGACAAAAGAACUGCAGCAGGAGAAUAUCAUCAGCUUAUUUGAUGACAAUUUUGUUCCAGAAAUAAAUGUGACAACUCCUUCACAGAAUGAAGUUCCUGAAGCUAAAAAAGAAGAGUCUUUGUUAGACCUAGACUUCGAUCCAUUUAAACCUGAUGCAGCAGCUACUGUGGUAACCCAUUCACCAAUGUCUCAGACGCUUCCCUGGGAUUUAUGGACGACAAGCAAUGAACUGGUGCAGCCGGCAUCCAGCAGCGCCUUUAAUGGAUUCACACAGGAUACUUCCCUAUUCUCAAUGCAAGCAAGCCAGAAUGUGAUGGACAACUUGGCUGAGACGGAAGAAACUCCAUCUUUAGUGCCCCAAGCAGAGGAAGCCCCAAGUGCCCCAGAGAUGGCUGACACUGCUCCCGAGGCAGAAGCCCAGCCUGCAGAGGCUGCAGAGCCAGCGGCUGACGCUGUGGCUGCUGUGGAGGAAGGGACAAUGGAGGCACCAGAACUUGCUGAGAAAGAGUGUGAGUUACAGAUGGAUUCUGUAAUACAAGGUCCUGAUGGAGCUGAGGGUGUUGCUGUUGCUCCUGGAACUGAGGCUGGCGAAGUUGCUGCUCCUGCUGAAGGAGGAGUUGGGGAAAGUGACAUAGCUGGCACUGAAGGAAAAGCAGGGGAAUCUCAGGAAAACCUCAGCAGCAUCCCCUCAGUAGUAAUAGAACCCGCAUCAAAUAAUGAAGCGGAUGGAGAAGAUCACGAGGUUCUAGUGAACGAAGCUAAAGAUGCUGCGGAAGAUGUUGGUGCUCAGAGUGCUGAAGGCCCAGCUACUGAAACUUCAGAGGCUGCAAGUGAACCCAAAACCAUCCAGUCCACAACUUCUGAGGAACAGCCUGUAUCAGCAGAUGACAGCAUGCCACCGGGCUUCCGCUUUAAGGUUGAAACCCUGCAUGAUUUUGAGGCAGCCAAUAGUGAUGAGCUGAACUUGCUCCGGGGAGAUAUUGUAUUAGUAAUUCAAUCUGUGGCAGAAGCUGAUCAGGAAGCAGGAUGGUUAACAGGGAUUAAGGAAUCUGACUGGCUUCAAUACAAGGAUGUAGCUACUUAUAAAGGACUCUUCCCUGAAAACUUCACCCGUUGUUUGGAGUAGUUCUCAGCUCAGGCAUAAUAUACGUGGUAGGAAGCUCGGUCCUUGCAUUUUGAAUUUCUCCAAUACACAGGAGCCCACCUUUAUAGUCGAGCUGUCAUGGUUUACAGACUGGUGCCAGACAAAAACUUGGUGACACAUAUCAAAUGAGCAUGACUGCAAGAAGUUAAAGCUAGCAUAUUCUGAAACAGUAUGUGGAAAAAAAUGUCCUUAUUUGUUCACUUUUACGUGGCAACAGGUUUGUUUGUACUUUGUCAGAGCUAUGGUGAUCCUGUAACCUGAUCCUUUCCCAUGCAAAUCUUGAUUAGCCUCCUCAAUACCAGAACCUUAACUUCUCUGCACUAAUUGUAUUGUAUUGAGUUGCUGCACUGCAGAAGACUUGAUUAGUAAGUAAUCCUGUAGUACUGAGGUCAAGCUAUUUUAAUUUGAGUGUGUUUUUAAAAAAACCUGCAAAGUUUUUCAAUGUUAUUUUCAAACGUACAUACAUACAGACAGACACAUGAAGAUGCAUUGUAUGUGUAUAUAGAGCAUAAGAAUCAUAGGUGGCCAACUAGAAGCAUAUGUGCCAGAGUGACAUUGACAGCAGGAAGGAAUUGAGGUAAAGCUGGACAGGAAUUGGAGGACGCACACAUCUGGUUAUGACAGUAAGGCUACGCACGCCUGCUUGCUGCCUAGGUUAGACUAGAAGGAAAUGCCACAAUGGGUAUGAGUUGCUUAUGUACUAUAAUGUGCCCUAAAGCAAUACUAUCAUACUUUGGCCUUGAUUUAUGGCAUGUUCCCCAAAAGGUUGACCACCACUGAUUAUAUGCAUUUGCACAUAUCUUACCCAACAUUGUAGUUCCUUGAUGUAGUAUUUGUUCAUACAGGCAUUUGCUCCGAUUGUCUGGCAUUACAGUAAAAAAUAUAUGUUCCAACUGGAAACUAGCUGCUCCAUUGCCAAAAUAUUAAGACAGUAAUAUCUGCAUUUGUAAUGCAAAAUCAUCAUUCCAAAAUGACAAAAAUGUUAUCAAACUCAAACCUGCUAAAACACCAGGGAAGGCAUGGCUCAAUCGCCUAUAUAUUACCACCUGCUAUACCUAGGGAUAAGAUAAUUAUGAUAAAGGGUGUUAUAAUGCUAAUUUUCUUACUUUAAAAAUUGAAUGGGUUGUAUGACUAAAUAAGAUGCUAAUCUAAGGAAAAGAUAAACACAAUAUAUUUUCACUAUAUGUAUUUAUGCAGCACACCUUCAACAAUCCCUUGAAAGUUUAAAAAAUGUAUUCUGUAUCAAUAAGUCAUAUGUAACUAUUAUGUUUUCCAGUGUUGUGUCAUUCAAAAUAAACCUUUGAUCAGCUCCAGAAGCAGCUCAGUUGCUUCUCA
This is a messenger RNA of Podarcis raffonei (Aeolian wall lizard), 3643 nucleotides long. RefSeq names its product amphiphysin (gene AMPH). Gene Ontology annotation, biological process: synaptic vesicle endocytosis. Bases 203 to 2290 code for a protein of 695 amino acids. The record is from RefSeq and is a predicted model, not a curated record. The transcript is spliced from 23 exons. Gene Ontology annotation, molecular function: phospholipid binding; protein binding. Lineage: Eukaryota; Metazoa; Chordata; Lepidosauria; Squamata; Lacertidae. Gene Ontology annotation, cellular component: synaptic vesicle; cytoplasm; plasma membrane.